CCGGGUCGGUCUGCUCGACAUGAAGCAACACCAGAACCAGAACCGGGCCAUAAAUCAGCCUGUCGUUGAGGUCGAUGGGCUGGAGGAGGGGGGCGGAACCGCGGGUCACAUGACCACAGCCCACUUCCUGUUCAGGACAAUAAGAGACCAGAACCAGCAGACCCAGUCAGGACAGAACCAGAACCCGUCCAUCGACUCGGAGCAGCUGCUUUUGGAUCGGACCAGGAUGUGGACGUGUUUGAUCCUCCUGAGCCUGCUGGAUCAGAACCAGGCUGCUCCUCUUCCUGGGAAACAUGGAGACUGGUUCUGAUGGUUCUGCAGCAGCAAGCGGCCCAAACUGCGGUCACUGCAGCGCCGGACCCUCAGCAGAGGACGUCGUCCUCAUCUUCAUCCUCCUCAUCUUCAUCAUCAGAAUCCUCAAUGUCCAGCCAGAGGCCCAUGACAUUUCAACUGUUGAAGGAAAGAGAGCAGGAGGACAAGGCGGUGGAGCAGAUGGACUCUGAGGAGAGCUCUGAGCUGCUGCUGCCUCCCAGUAACACCAGCACCACCAGUCUGACAGAUGGAGGAAUAGAUCAGGUGAUGCUGCAGGCCUCGCUCCACCUCCAGAACAGCCAGGAAGUGGGCGGGGACUUGGGCGGCGUGGGCGGAGCUACGCCGCCAUCAGCAGGUGGAGACGCCAGCGAAGCUGAGGAAGAGGAGAGGAACGACCUUCAUCCUCUGACAGACGACAGCCUGGAGGGGGCAGAUGGGACGACCUUUCACCUUCCUGGUUUCCAUGGUGAUGAGGCGGAGCUAGAGCUGGCCCUGUAGCAGAGGCCACGCCCCCUGCUGGUCACCUUUAUAAUAACCAUGUAGUUGAUUGAAGUUCAUGUUAAACCAUCAAUAAUCAAUAAUCAGAUUAAUAAAGAUAUUUACAUCCA
Molecule: messenger RNA, 920 nt
Organism: Poeciliopsis prolifica (blackstripe livebearer)
Lineage: Eukaryota; Metazoa; Chordata; Actinopteri; Cyprinodontiformes; Poeciliidae
Exons: 8
Coding region: 310-810 (166 amino acids)
Source: RefSeq, a predicted model, not a curated record